This is a messenger RNA of Coniophora puteana RWD-64-598 SS2, 2431 nucleotides long. Its product is annotated as pseudouridine synthase. The transcript has 12 exons. Gene Ontology annotation, cellular component: nucleus. The record is from RefSeq and is a predicted model, not a curated record. Gene Ontology annotation, biological process: tRNA pseudouridine synthesis; mRNA pseudouridine synthesis. The coding region runs from base 145 to 1854 and encodes 569 amino acids. Gene Ontology annotation, molecular function: RNA binding; pseudouridine synthase activity. NCBI's taxonomy places the organism in Eukaryota, Fungi, Basidiomycota, Agaricomycetes, Boletales, Coniophoraceae.
ACCAAGUACAGCAGGGCUGCUUCCUCUGCAGCAAUCUUCAAUCUGCGCGUUCUGCGGUCGCAUCAUUGUUCACACCAUCUCCAUUCCUACAGUGCGACACCUGUUGCUAUAAACUCUCUACCUGCAACUCGCAGCUCAAACGCAAUGUCCGAAGCCGGCCCAUCCUUUCCAGUUACAGGUCAGAAGAGGUCCGCGGACGAGGCGCUGCCCGUCGUAGAGGGCGAAGCGACCCAAAAACGCGUACAUGUUGAAACCGCAGAGGCCGAGACGCGGCCCUCAGGCGUGCUCCCUCUAGGCCACCAGGACGAGCCCGUGGGCGAUGUUGGGGGCUCGAACGACAAACAGGGAAAAGACGAGAAAAGGAAAUCUCACCAACGGCGCGACGCUUCAGGCUUCGCAAGUGGGCGCAAGAAUCGCGCCAAAGACACUAAACGCGUUGGGCGGAGGCGUGGAAGCAGACCUGACGGUGAGGAUCAGAACGGGGUCGAAGCUGGAGAGCAAGGCGGCGAAGGAGAGGCGAAAGACAAAGCUCCGCGUCUUCCCAAACGUAUGACUGCGUUGCUUUUGGGCUUCUGUGGGAGAGGCUUCAAUGGGAUGCAGAUUCAGCCAGACGUCCGGACCAUUGAGGGUGUCCUAUUUGACGCGCUUGUACGCGUAGGUGCAGUCUCUCAAGACAAUGCAGACGACCCGGUCAAGGUUAGCCUCGGCCGUGCAGCAAGGACAGACGCAGGCGUACAUGCUGCAGGAAAUCUAGUGUCCAUGAAGCUUAUAACCGCCAUCCCCGGCGUCCCCGACUUCAUUGAACGACUAAACACGGAGUUGCCGCCUGAAAUCCGUGUCUGGAGCGAGGUUCGAGUGCAGAACUCUUUCAACGCACGAACCGCCUGUGACAGUCGCAAAUACACCUACCUUUUUCCUUCUUACCUCCUCGUCCCGCCAAAGCCCGGCUCUGGCCUUCAUGCCGUUCUCGAUGCGCACGCCAAGUCUACGUCCGAGACUAUUACUCUUCCAGAGCCCGAUUUUUGGGCUAGCCCUGCAGAUGUGGCCUCCGGUGCUGGUGAAGACCUCGUGCGGAAACGACAGUACAGAGCCAGUCCGACAGCAAUAAAUCGUCUUCGGGAAGCGGCACGGGCGUUCGAGGGGACCCAUAACUUCCACAACUUCACGGUAGGGCGCAUAUUUAGCGAACGCGCAAGCCAGCGUCACAUGAAGUGCAUAGAGGUGGGAGAUCCGGAGAUACAUGGAGGUACGGAGUGGAUUAGUGUCAUGUUCCACGGUCAGAGCUUUAUGCUCCACCAGGUGCGCAAGAUGAUGUCCGCCCUCGUUCUAUCAUCGCGGAUAGGCACCCCAGCACGCGUCAUCGACGAGAUGUACGGACCACGCGUCGUCUUCGUCCCCAAAAUGCCCGCGCUCGGCCUGCUGCUCGAGUAUCCCAUCUUCGAUUCAUACAACGCUCGCAUACAAGGCGCCAAUUUCAAAGCCAGCCUCUCGCCAGACGACCCGGACUUCCGCGCCCAAAUAGACUUUGAAAAGCACCGGAGUGAUAUCGACGCGUUCAAGCAACGCUUCAUUUACGACGCGAUGCGUGAGGUCGAAGAUCGCGAAGGAAUCUUUGACGCCUGGAUCCGCUCAGUGGACAGUUACACCGGCGAGGACCUUCUAUGGCUCAAUGCCAAAGGAACGAUCCCGGCAAACGCCGUCCGGAAGCUUGGUGAGCGGCGCCAGAAUGCGUUCCAGGAGCGCAAGCUAUUCGACCGAACCAGCUUUUCGAAGGCAGGGAGAGACGGGGAUCUUUCGGACGAGGAAGAGGAGGGCAAGAUACAGAAGAAGCAUCUUGAGGAUAUGGAAGGUUAAAUGAUUUGCUGCAGCUUUAUGGGCUGGGACUCUUGAUCAUAUUAGCCUGGUUGGGUUGGGAGGAAGGUCGGAAGCCUCAUACGAUAUUUUACAAAGAUGUAUAGAGCAUCUAGUAAGAGCACAGCAACAUAGCAGAAAUGGUCAAACUAGCAAAUCGACGUUAGAGUGCUACGACUGGAAGCGCCGCAUGGUUUGUAUUUCAUCAAGCAAGGUCUGCAGUCUGUCGUCUUCAAUCUUCACCAGACUCGGAAUGACGCUCUUUGCUUCCUCAGCAUCCGCCGGGCAGAGGUUCGCGAUCUGAGCGGUCUCAAAUUGCGUCAGAGCGGGUUCUCUUCGUAACGUUUCGCGAACUGCACCAGCUGAGUCCGUCGUAUUGAACUUGGCAAAUGUCUUCACGUACUCCAGUGUUUUAUUAUACACGGCGGUAUCCGGAGCGUCCUUGUCCCUGUUCUCGAGCAGGUACUUGACCUCCGAGAUCAGCAAGCAACCAGCAUUGUUGAAUUCAGCUCCGAGUUUUAGCGCCGACGCGUCCUCCUCUUCAACAAGCGUCCGAUGUCGCAGACGAGUGGUCAUGGCG